Aspergillus homomorphus CBS 101889 is the source of this 1603-nucleotide messenger RNA. RefSeq names its product ornithine-oxo-acid transaminase (gene car2). The record is from RefSeq and is a predicted model, not a curated record. Gene Ontology annotation, cellular component: cytoplasm. The transcript is spliced from 3 exons. Gene Ontology annotation, molecular function: L-ornithine transaminase activity; identical protein binding; pyridoxal phosphate binding. NCBI's taxonomy places the organism in Eukaryota, Fungi, Ascomycota, Eurotiomycetes, Eurotiales, Aspergillaceae. The coding region runs from base 151 to 1548 and encodes 465 amino acids.
CUCUUCCUCUCCUCCACUCUUCCUCAUACAUACCUACUUCUCUUCUGCUUCUCGAUCGUAUACCAACUCUUUCGCACUUAGCCUUCAUCUUGUCGUCACUCAAUCCCCUCUCCUGUUCUUCAAACACAGCCUCUCACACUUGUCUUCACCAUGGCCACCAAGGGCACCAAGCCUUCCAACGGCUCCAACGGCUCCAACGCUGAGGAUGGCGCCCACUCCUACCACGCUGCCACCACCCAAGAGGCCAUCAACGCUGAGAAGGUGUAUGCUGCUCACAACUACCACCCUCUCCCCGUCGUUUUCGCCCGUGCCCAAGGUACCACAGUCUGGGACCCCGAGGGUCGCGAGUACUUGGACUUCCUGUCCGCAUACUCCGCCGUCAAUCAAGGUCACUGCCACCCGAAGCUGGUCGCAGCUCUUGUGGAACAGGCCUCUCGGCUGACGCUCAGCUCGCGGGCCUUCUAUAACGAUGUCUUCCCCCGCUUUGCCGAAUUUGUCACCAAGUAUUUUGGGUUCGACAUGGUCUUGCCCAUGAACACGGGUGCGGAAGCUGUCGAGACGGGUAUCAAGAUUGCUCGGAAGUGGGGUUAUAAGGUGAAGGGUAUCCCCGAGAACCAGGCGCUCGUUCUGAGUGCGGAGAACAACUUCCACGGACGCACAUUCGCCGCUAUCUCGUUGUCUUCUGACCCCGAAUCGCGCGAAAACUAUGGCCCCUAUCUUCCCGGUAUCGGAUGCACCAUUCCCGGAACGGACAAGCCUAUUGCCUACAACGACAAGGCGGCUCUGCGGGAGGCCUUCGAGAAGGCGGGCCCCAACUUGGCCGCCUUCUUGGUGGAGCCCAUCCAGGGCGAGGCGGGUAUCGUUGUUCCCGAUGAGGAUUACCUGCAGGAGGCCAGAGCCCUGUGCGACAAGCACAAUGUCCUGCUGAUCUGCGAUGAGAUUCAGACGGGUAUUGCCCGUACCGGUAAGCUGCUCUGCCACGAGUGGAGCGGAAUCAAGCCCGAUAUGAUUUUGUUGGGUAAGGCUAUUUCUGGUGGCAUGUAUCCCGUCUCGGCUGUCUUGGGCCGCAAGGACGUCAUGCUCACCAUUGAGCCUGGUACUCACGGUUCCACAUAUGGCGGUAACCCCUUGGCCUGUGCGGUGGCCAUCCGCGCUUUGGAAGUCAUUCAAGAGGAGCAGAUGGUCGAACGGGCUGAGAAGCUCGGUCAUGUCUUCCGCGACGGCCUGCUGGCCAUCCAGAACCCGAUCAUCCAGACAGUGCGAGGCAAGGGUCUGUUGAAUGCCAUCGUUAUCGACGAGUCGAGGACCAAUGGUCGCACGGCAUGGGACCUCUGUAUGCUGAUGAAGACCAAGGGCCUCUUGGCCAAACCCACUCACCAAAACAUCAUCCGUCUUGCGCCUCCCCUAGUUAUCACCGAGGAUGAGAUCAAGAAAGCUCUGGACAUCAUCAAGGAGUCAGUGGCAGAACUGCCCACCCUCACUGGCGAGGCUGAGGAUGAGAUCAUCCCUCCCCCUGAGAAGAAGGUCAAGGUGACCCUUGAGAACUAAAUCUGGACGCAAUGAGAGAACGAUCAUUUACAUUCUCUAUGUGACUUGAUGAUCU